Messenger RNA from Lotus japonicus, 1088 nucleotides. RefSeq lists its product as uncharacterized. The transcript has a single exon. Lineage: Eukaryota; Viridiplantae; Streptophyta; Magnoliopsida; Fabales; Fabaceae. The coding region runs from base 120 to 1070 and encodes 316 amino acids. The record is from RefSeq and is a predicted model, not a curated record.
AUUUUGAUUUUUUAUUAUAUAAUUGUUAACAGCCUUAUGUUCUUAAAUUCUAUUUCUUUUGUAGCUAUAAUGGGAGAGGACAGGGUCUUGACCUUUCUUUAGUGGAAGAUCUUAAGCAGAUGAUUGACAGACACAAUGUCCUAGCCAAAAUAUUUAGGCAGGUCCGAGAACGAUUGAACUCUGAUGAAUCAACCCAGUUAUCUAUCCGCCUGUUCAGAGCCCGGGGGAAAGAUCCUAGAACUUAUAAUAUGCCGUCAACGGAUGAGGUUGCAGCCUUGAUUGUUGGGGACAUUGGGGAGUCAGACGUUGGCAGAGAUGUUGUAGUGAAAAUGAAUGAUGGAUGUCUUUCAAACAUUCAUGAAACACAUACUGCUUUCAUUCCUUUGCACUAUCCGCUUAUAUUUCCGUACGGUGAAGAUGGCUUCCGUGAAGAUAUUCCCAUUAGUGAGAUUUUUAGAAACAUGGGAAGCUACAAAAGAUGGAAAGUCUCUAUGAGGCAAUUCAUUUCAUUCCGCCUUCAAGACAGAAACAGUGAGUAUGGGAACAUUAUUUUUGCUAAGAGGUUGUUCCAACAGUUCGUCGUUGACGCAUAUACCAUGAUUGAAGCAAAUCGUCUUUCAUAUAUUCGAUUUAAUCAGAAAACCAUAAGAGCAGAUUAUUUAAAUGGGGUUGCAGAGGCAAUUGAGAAGGGAGAGACAGACCCGUCAUCUGUAGGAAAGCGGAUUAUAUUGCCUCCUUCCUUUACAGGAGGUCGUCGUUACAUGUUUAAUAAUUGUCAGGAUGCCAUGUCAAUUUUCAAAAAGUUUGGGUACCCUGAUCUUUUUAUUACAGCAACAUGUAAUUCACAAUGGGGGGAAAUUCAAAGGUAUGUCCGUGCUAGGAAUUUGAGAGCUGAAGAUAGACCUGAUAUUUGUGUUAGGGUUUUCAAGAUGAAGCUCGAUAAUCUGAUGUCUGAUUUAAGGAAAGGCACUAUAUUUGGUCCUCUUGAUGCAGGUAUGUCAUUUAUUAUUUAUUUUUUUUUUCCGGAAAUAUAUGUUUAUGUUGCAAUAUCAUUAAUACUGCAAUUUUAGAUUUCCAUUUAAUUUCGU